AGCCACUCUCCCAAAAACUUCCAAAAUCUUUUGAUUUAUCUCUAAAUCCAUUCAAAGUUUGGAUAGAUCACAACAACACAAGAAGAGAUUUUCGGAUUUGAAGUCUUUAUCAAGAACUGAAGGGGAAGUUUUCGAAGUCGAUUCAAAUGAGGAGUCCUGAUCUUUAAAAGAUCAUCCACGUUAUGGCAAUGACAAAUACUAGUACUGGAACUUUGAUUGUCCCUCAACUUCUAAAAAGGGGCAAUUAUAAGAGUUGGAGCAUUUUCAUGGAAGACUAUCUGAUUUCUCAAGAGCUUUGGGACGGUAUUAUUGUUCCAUUCAGCGCCGAUCAACAGCUGCCUAGCGAAUCUGAUGAGUGGAGAAAAAGGAAUGCUGCCGCUCUUAACGCCAUCAAGAUUUCGUGCGGCCCAGAAAGCUUUGUUCGUAUAAAGUAUACUCGUUUAGCAAAAGAUGCUUUGCAUAUGUUAGCCGAAAUGCAUAAAACAGAACCUGAAACUGAUGAAAGCACUCCAAAGGCAAGCAAUUCUCCGCUUCGGGUGGCAACUAGGAUUGUGCCCGGACUUCUAGAAAGAGGCAACCUAAUAAAGAAUUCAGAACAUGAAGAAGAAGAAGAAGAUAAAGAAACUCCAAAGAUUAAUUCUGCAAGUAUGAUUGUCCCUGAACUUCUAGCAAGUGAUAAUUAUAAGAGAUGGAGCAUCUGUAUGACAAGCUAUUUAGUUUUUCAAGAUCUUUGGGAUGCUGUUCUAUACGAUAGGGCGCCAGCUGGAGUUGAUACAAAGGAGUGGAUUAAAAAGGGUGCUGCCGCUUUGCAUGCAAUUCAGAUUUCAUGUACACCAAAAAAAUUUGAUGAAAUUGAGGAAAUCACUUCCGCCAAAAUUGCUUGGAAUACCUUGAAGGACAAACAUAUGGAAGAUGGUGCUCCCUCUGAUUUUCUUACUCGGUUGGAAGAGCGAGGGUUCCAAACUAUGGAAAGGGCUCAGUCCCUAGUUAUGCAGAAUGUAAUUGACGAAGGGGACGAUGUUGGUGCUGUAAUGGACAUUUUUAAGAGAAAUCCAGGGGCAGAAAAUUUGGGAUUUUGGACGGGUUACCCUAUUCUUCAUUACGCAACUAUUGUUGGCAAGUUAAACAUUGUCAAGGCAUUGUUUGAGAGAACGCCUGCAGUGCAAAAGGAUCCAUGGGGUAGGACAGCUCUAACAACUGCUGCUAAGGUUGGAAACAUCGAAAUUGCAAAAUAUUUAGUUAGCAAGGAUUCUUCUUUGCUUUCUGUGGUAGAUGAGUAUCAAGAUAUCCCGGUUGUAACGGCAUGUAGCCAAGGGCAUAAGGAUGUGACAAACUUUCUCUAUUCUGAAACUCCGUUCGAAAUCCUAUUACGCGAAAACGGAAAACUGGGAUCUAAAUUACUUCUCUGCUGUUCUAGAUCCGAAAGAUUUGAUAUCAUGUUCGAUGUACUUCACCAUGGUCAAAGUUUAAUUGAUGAAAAUUGGACGGAUCUUUUGGAUGGAUUCGCCAGAACACCAACAGCAUUCAGCAGUGGAAGUGGACUACCAUUUUGGCAACGAUGGAUCUAUAAGUGUUUAAAGGUGCACAUACCUAGCAAUUUUGCUGUUGUUACUAUUAAUCAGAAAGGGAAAAAAUUUGAAGAGAUACCAUUGCCAGGUCAACUAUGGAGAUUGGCUUCAUUCCUUCUUCCAUUCUUAGGCAUAAAGAAAAUGCAUGAUUUAAAGUUGAGUCAUGGCUUCACCCGUGAGAGUCUACGUUUGAUCUGUCAGCACUUGACAAAAUUAAAUUUGACGAAGUUGGAGGACCAAACUGCACUAAGGAAAGCACUCAGAAGCGCGAUUGAGAAUGGCAUUGAUGAAUUUUUAAGUCAAAUGGUCAAAACUAAUCCAGACUUACUUCUUGCACCGGUACCGGCACAGGAUGAGACUGCGAGUGCAAACUUUCUCAUGGAUGCUAUUGCAUUUCGUCAGGAGAAAAUUGCUCGCUUUAUAAUUGGAUUCCCCGUUGGCAAGGUCUUGGUCAAUUUAGAGGAUUCACAUGGGAACAAUUUAUUACAUAUCGCAGGUCAAUUGGCUUCUAAUGCUCAACUUUCUCAUAUUUCUGGUGGUGCUCUACGGAUGCAAAGAGAGAUACAGUGGUUCAGGGAGGUUGAAAGGCUUGUCAGCCAGCAUACAAAAGAAGCCAAAAACAGCAAUGAUGAAACUGCUUACCAAGUUUUGGCUAGAGAGCACAAGGCUUUGCUUAAGGAAGCAGAGGAUUGGAUGAAAGGAUUAGCAAGUUCAUAUAUAAUUGUUGGCACUCUCAUCAUCACCAUAAUGUUCGCAGCAGCUUUUACCCUUCCUGGUGGCAACGAUGAAUAUAAGGGAUUUCCAAUAUUCAAAAACAAAGCAACGUCUCUGGUAUACAUAAUAUCCGAUGUGAUCUCUCUGUUUGCUGCAGCUGCCUCAGUAAUAAUAUUUUUGGGAUUUCUCACAUUACGUUACAGCAUGGAAGGUUUCCACAAAUCUAUUCCCAAGAGGUUGAUGGCUGGGCUUUUUACUCUGUUUGUCUCUCUUGCAGCAAUGAUGAUAGCAUUUUGCUCGGCUAUUUUUCUCAUGCUAGAAAAUCAAUGGUGGAUUAUCAUUCCAUCUGUCUUGCUUGCGGGCAUUCCAGUCAGCUUGUUUGCGUGGUUGCAAUUUCCUCUACUUGUUGAGAUUUAUGUUUCAACUUACAGAUCACCAACUCUCGGUGAGAAAAGAUCCUUGGCAAGCAAAAUAAAAGCAUUCUUCUUUGGGAAAAAGAAGAUUGAGAAGGUCUAAAUGAGUCUUUGUUUUAUGUUUGUCUUAGUUGGUACCGUAGCAAUCUAAGGUCCAUGCUUGGUUGUAAAUGAAUAUUAAUUUUAUUGCCACUUUGUUUUUGUUAUGCAAUAAAAUUCUUCUUGUGCC
Messenger RNA from Rubroshorea leprosula, 2924 nucleotides. NCBI's taxonomy places the organism in Eukaryota, Viridiplantae, Streptophyta, Magnoliopsida, Malvales, Dipterocarpaceae. The record is from the annotation of a GenBank genome assembly.